CCCUCAGGCCGCGCGGUGCCCGGCCGCUCUAUCGCCACACACCGCCACCUGCUCGGAGCCCGGAGACGGGGACACCGGCCCGGACAUGGCUUCMCGGCGGGUGCCGCGGUCCCGGAGCCGCAGCCGGAGCUCCCUCAGACACAAGGCAAAGAACUCUGAACUUAUGUAUUCAACAAUUGCAGAAGAGACUGAGUCCAAGCCUAAGCCUGCUCCAUAUGUUCUGCAAGGAGAGGACAUCCAGGCACUUGCAAUUAAGGUGGAGGACCUGAAGAAACUUCAUGCUCCACGCCUUCCCGACGAUGCUGGGAGAUCUCCAGUUAGGAGGCAGUACCUGGUCCGAAAAUACCUACCCAAGGAGGUGACACAUCUUGUAGCACAUCCUCUUCACCUCGGGGCACCCAGGGGACCACUCACYUUUCCUGGACAAAAACAGUUUGAGGAUGGCUCUGAAGAGAUCCUCCCUCAUCACAUUCUGGGAAGUUUGGAGGAGUUCAGGAUGGAAGCCUUGGCCAGAAAAAACACUCAGCUAGCAGAUGCUAUUAAGAUUCCUUGUCCAGAUGCUAUUAUAGCAGCUUUAAAAGAGGAGUAUGAAAAAGAGMGGAGGAAAGAAAAGACACAUCAGGCCCAAUUACCAGAGCACAGAGCUUUCCGAAACUGGAGCCACAAUAUGGCCAUGAGGAAAAARCAGGAGAAACACCUAGGAGAAAUUCUUGACAAGCCAGAGAACGAAUUGCUGAUGAACAUGUCRGACAAUUACAGGCAAAUUCAGGAAGAACGUGACCUCAUUGACCGGACUCUCCCUGCUCUAUUUCCUGGAAAGGGAUACCACGUGGGAAGCGAGUUCUGGAACCUUCCUGACAAAAUYGGGGAUGACCUCACCGGGCUGACUCUGACCCUGACCCGGACAGAAUGUGGGUACCCAGAGCCAGUCACCCACGUGGGGAAACCUCACACUAUCCAGAGGGAAACAGGUACAAAGCCUCCAAAGAGGAUUCCUUGCCAUUUUAACUGGGAUAAGAGUCUUUUUCUGCAACAUCGACGGCAGGAACUAAAAKCUAUCCUAGAUGAGCUGGGGUUUCAUAAGCCGGAGUUGGAUGAACUGGAGGUGAUUGGGAAAGGACAUUCUUUCACAUCUGUCUCAGCCAGGGCCAUUCGACCUUCUGCCAUCUCUGAUGACAUGGAGUCCCUCAGCGAGGCCUGCAGUGAGGCCUCCUUCACUAAGGUUCCAGAAGUUGAUCAGGUUCCAUCUUUAGUUUUCUGUGGCCUUCCUGCUCGUUGGAUCAAGGGCGUCGCUGCUCGCAGGAAUGAAAUUGGCAUUGCUGCUCGGGUCACCUUCGAGAGUCUGGUUAGUAAGAAGGUUGAGAGUUUCCUAAAAGUGACCAAUGAUGGCACAGCUGCCAUCUGGUUUGACUGGAUGAGGCUUCCCCAGCAGAUCCCCUCCAGAGUAACCAAGGGCAAGAAGAUGCCCUGUUUUUACUUUGAUACCAGACCAGGUGUAAUUGUACCUGGAGARUGUCGGAAGUUUAUCUUUAUUUUCAAGUCAGAGAGAGCAGGUGUUUUCAGCGAGCCCUGGGAAUUUAGGACACAUCCUCAGUUAUUAGGAGGAGCUUUGCUUAAGGUGACCCUUUGGGGAGUUGCUGUGUAUGAGGAUAAAUUGGCUGGCUUCAGAGAGAAACUGGAGAAUGAGCUGGCUGCUCGAGAACGUGCUGCUGUAGUGAGAGAGAGCCUGAAUGAACUUCUUGACCAAAUUCGGACCCCCGAGCGCACCCCRUCUCCUGUGGAUGCCUAUGUCACAGAGGAAGAGCUGUUCCACAGGAAAAAUCCYGAGUUGCAUUAUCAGCAUCAAGUGGUACAGCAGCUGCAUGAACUAUGGAGACGGCACAUGCCUGUGUUUUCAGAAUUGGAGGAGGAGCUGCCCUUGGACCAGAGGAGCACUGCGGAGUACACAGAGUACCAGGAGAGCACCUUGGAGCCUCCCUACACCCCGAGCAGCGCCACAGAGCUCCCAGGUGGAAAGUACACACUAGAGGAGGCUCCAAGGGAAAGGAGCAUUGAGGAGGAAGAAGCAGGUCCUUCAGGAUGGAACCUUUCCCUCAAAGACUUUAAACAGGCUAUAAUGUCAAUCCCCGGGGAGAGGGAGCAGGAAGAAGCACUGACCCAGCUCAAUAAGGCAGCUCUGCAGCUGUGUGUUAAACAGAGGCCACCUCAGUCAGAGCUUCUGCAUCCACUCUGCCUCCAGCUGUGGCGUAGAGUAAUUGAUGACCUGGUGAGUCACUCUGUGAGGCUGAAAUCCGUGUUUGGUUUGAUUGAGAAGGACACCCAUGUACAAGAAGUUCCAGAGGAAACAGAGGAAGUAAAGCAUGGAGAAGCAAAAAAAGGAGGAAAGGAAGCCAGUAAGAAAGAAGAGAAAAAGGACAAAGAAGGCAAAAAAAGUAGAGGGGCAGCAGGGAAAGAGAAAGUGGAUCAUUCAAGCAGCAAAAAGCCAAAAGCAAAAGAUGAGAAGCAUCCAUCUUCCAUUUCAGUGCAUGACGUGAGAGGGAAAGGAGAGUUGGUCAGAGAAAAAGAUGAGAAGCACCAUGUGGAGUCUCGACAUGGAGCUGCACAUAGGGCACGACCUGCUCAAGUGCAGGUGGACCCUCUUUCACUUGAAUCAUACCGGGAAAAGCUCUACCUUGAAGUGAGUCAGACCAAAGCUUGUAUCUUGGUUUUGUUGUUUGCUUGUAAGGCACACUGAGUCGGGGGUGAGGUAAGCAUUUUGUUCAGCUCAGAAAACUGGCAGACAUAUGUCCCUCGUGCUGCAGCAAGGUAAGUGUGAAAUCCAAAUUAAUUUGUUUCAGCCUGGAAUCUGUUAGCAGAAAUCCAGCCAUYGCAUAGCCACAUGCGGGACUUCUAUCUGGGAUGUCUUUAGCAUUGCUUGCAGGCUCUGGAGGGAUCAGCUGAAUUAAUUGUACCUCAGAUAAUGUUAAACACACUUCAUAGCCAGGGAAGUUAUUACUAGA
Molecule: messenger RNA, 2999 nt
Organism: Malurus melanocephalus (red-backed fairy wren)
Lineage: Eukaryota; Metazoa; Chordata; Aves; Passeriformes; Maluridae
Gene: MYCBPAP
Product: MYCBP associated protein
Source: RefSeq, a predicted model, not a curated record